Messenger RNA from Pangasianodon hypophthalmus (striped catfish), 1806 nucleotides. RefSeq names its product interleukin 2 receptor, gamma a (gene il2rga). The record is from RefSeq and is a predicted model, not a curated record. Gene Ontology annotation, molecular function: cytokine receptor activity; protein binding. The coding region runs from base 114 to 1187 and encodes 357 amino acids. NCBI's taxonomy places the organism in Eukaryota, Metazoa, Chordata, Actinopteri, Siluriformes, Pangasiidae. Gene Ontology annotation, cellular component: external side of plasma membrane. The transcript has 8 exons. Gene Ontology annotation, biological process: cytokine-mediated signaling pathway.
UGUGUGUGUGUGUGUGAGUGUGUGUGUGUGCAGUGCAGAGGAAGUUAACAGGAAGUCACACACAUGAAGUUGAAGAGCAACGAGUCGGAGGAAAGUUGAAUGUCUACAGAAAGAUGUUUUUAUCUUCUUUUCUCACGUUUGUGUGGAUUUGCUCGGGAUCGGCUUCUUCUCCUCACCAGAUCGAGUGCAUGGUGGUGAAUCUGGAGUAUGUGAGCUGCACAUGGGAUGGAGACGGAACCGUGGCGGAGAACUACACCUUUAAAAGCAGUUAUAACAACCCGGAUGCUCCUGCAGAGUGUUCCUCCUAUCAGUACGUCAGGGAGGUUCGUGUCGGCUGUGUGGUUCCGUACAGUGAGAAGAAGCUGCAGAGAUUCGACGAGUUUCAUGCCUGGUUAUACAGAGACAACAUCACCCUGGCAAAACAAGAAUAUAAGAACCUGUUAAGCAGGGUGAAGUUGAAUGCGCCCAAUAACGUGUCGUUGUUGUUGAGGGAUCCGGAGCUGUGGAUUUACUGGAACAUUACCAGUAACGCUAAAUCACAGUGUCAGGAGCGUGAACUUCGCUACAGGAUCAACGGCAACAAGUGGAGUACUUACGGCACGAGCAUGGAGAACGCCUUUAACGUGCCGUUUCCUAACGCUCAGAGUCUCUACGAGUUCCAGGUGAGAGUGCGCAUUGCCUCGACCUGUGGACUGUCUGAACUGUGGAGCGAAUGGAGCGAGCCGGUGUUCUGGGGCACCACCAAGAAGAUUAACGAUACAGAGACGGGACGGCAGACGUCUGCGGGGCUGAUGGUACUCUGCACGGUUGGAGCUGCUGUCGUCCUCAUCGUGCUCGCCUGUCUGCUCAUCCACAGCGAGAGACUCAGAGUGAUCCUGGUUCCUGUUGUACCAAGUCCCAAAAAUCUCGGAGAUCUUAUUGAGAGCUACAACGGAAAUGUAGAGAAGUGGCUGCACAUCUCCAAAGAGCUGCAGGACGGAUUUAAGCCCAACUUUAGCGAGCGGCCCUGCACAGUGCGAGAGUUCAGGACGGAGUCUAACAGCGAGUCGGACAGUGACGACUGUCUCUCGGUGCACACGGCCGUCUCGUCUGACUAUCAGUCCAUGCAGAGCUACUCGUCCACCUCCACGCUGCCCUCUCCCUCCGAGACCCCCAGCACUGAAACCACGCCUCUCAACGGGCUGUAACGCCACAACGGCCAGGAGAAAAACACAACUGGAGUUUAAAAUGUGGCUUACAGAAGUCAAAAUCUGGAUUAAAAAAGUCAAUGAAAUGAAAUAUACUAUUAAUUAUCCUGUUAAAAACUGGACUGUCAAACUCACAAUCUACAAUGAAAAGGUUUUAGCAUAUACACGUAUACACAUAUAGACAUAUAGACAUACAUAUAUAUAUAUAUAUAUAUAUAUAUAUAUAUAUAUAUAUAUAUAUAUAUAUAUAUAUAUAUAGUAUAGAGUAAUUAUAUAUGUGAAUAUAUUAACAUGAAACCGUAUAUUCACAUUUUAUUUUAUUUUCAUUCUGCCUUGUAACAUUCUGAAUAAUGCUGCUGUUUGUGAGCAGCCGCUGCUAAGACAAAUGCAAAGAGAGCGUAUUCACUGUGUGUGUGUGCGUGUGUGUGUGUGUGCGUGUGUGCGCGUGUGUGCGCGUGUGUGUGCGCGAGUGUGUGUGUGUUAUAUGACUAUAUGCUUCAAACGCGUAUACCUUUACUAUAAUGCUGAAUAUACAAUGUUAUCUGAGGCAUGAAGGUGAAAAAAGCAACAGUUACUCUUUUUUUGCUAAAAUUAUUAUGAAAUAAAAUCUGUUUUUAUA